Molecule: messenger RNA, 1861 nt
Organism: Thrips palmi
Lineage: Eukaryota; Metazoa; Arthropoda; Insecta; Thysanoptera; Thripidae
Product: neuroligin 4-like
Exons: 7
Coding region: 1-1845 (614 amino acids)
Biological process (GO): chemical synaptic transmission; postsynaptic membrane assembly; presynaptic membrane assembly
Cellular component (GO): postsynaptic membrane; cell surface; synapse
Molecular function (GO): neurexin family protein binding; signaling receptor activity
Source: RefSeq, a predicted model, not a curated record
AUGCUGCGCACCUACGUCCGCAACACGUACACCCACCACCUGUCCGAGAUCUUCUCCACGGUGGUCAACGAGUACACGGACUGGGAGCGCACGGCGCUGCACCCCAUCAACACCCGGGACGCGACGGUGGCGGCGCUCAGCGACGCGCAGUUCGUGGCGCCGCUGGUGCAGACGGGCGACGCCAUCUACCGCGUGGGGCCCGCGUCGCCCGUGUCCAACAGUGGCCCCGCCGGCGGCCCCGUCGUGCCCAUCGCCAGCUCCGGUGGCAUGGGGGCCAUCCUGCGCACCGACGGCACCGGGCCCUUCUUCUACGUCUUCGACUACCAGACCAAGGAGGGCGACUACCCGCAGAAGCUGGGCCCCGCGCACGGCGAGGAGCUGGCCUACGUGUUCGGCGCGCCGCUCGCCGCCACGGUGCGCGCCUUCCCGUCCAACUACACCAAGGCCGAGGUGGCGCUCGCCGAGGCCGUCAUGACCUACUGGACCAACUUCGCGCGCACGGGGAACCCGAACCAGGCGACGCCGGGGCAGCACGACCGCGAGGGCAAGGAGCGCGGCAAGCAGCGCGGCGCCGUCGGCUGGGACGAGUACGACGCCGGCCACCAGAAGUACCUGGAGAUAGGUCUGAAGCCGCGCAUGAAGAACCACUUCCGCGCGCACAAGAUGUCCAUCUGGCUGCGCCUCAUCCCCGAGCUGCACCGCGCCGGCCAGGAGGACGUGGUGGCGCGGCACAACCUGUUCCGGAACCACAACGAGUCCUCGCUCUACGACGGCAUCGUGCGCCCCGACCCGCUCGGCAGGGCCUACGCCUUCGGCCCCAUGGGCUCCCUGGACCCCGCCGACGAGACCGGCCUGCUGGGCGGCCGGCACGGCAACGCCACGCCGCGCCUGAGCGACGUCUUCCUGCCUGUGACCAUGCCCACCUGCCUCAACAUGACGGGCUCCUACCACGCCUUCGGCAACGGCAGUGGUGCGGCCGGGGGCGCGGGGGGCGGCGGCGGCGGCCACCACGGCAUGGGGGACAUGAUGGAGCCCGAGGGGCUGGCGGCGUACUCCACGGCGCUGGGCGUCACCCUCGCCAUCGGCUGCUCCCUGCUCGUGCUCAACGUCCUCAUCUUCGCCGGGGUGUUCUACCAGCGGGACCGGACCCGGCUGCAGGUCAAGAGCCUGAAGCAGCAGCAGCGGAUACGCGGCGCCUGCGAGGACCUGGCCGGCGGCAGCGGCGGCGAGAAGCACUCGGCCGAGAAGCAGUUCCCCCACCUGCGGCACUCUUUCUCGUCGAGCGUCAUCGUGGACAUGGAGCGCGAGAAGACAGCGUGCGGCGGCCAGCAGCAGCAGGUGCUGCACUGCGACAAGUCGCCCGUGGCGAGCAUGAAGUCCUCCAAGAGCGGCGGCGGGCUGUCGGCCGGGCUGGCCGUGUACACGGGGCAGCCGCCCAACUACACGUCGUACCUGCACCAGGUGGCCGACUACUCGGGCGGCCACGGCAGCUCGGCCGGCGACGACAUGAUGCUGAGGCACUCGUUCCACAGCUCUACGUUCCGGGACGGGCCGAGCCAGGCGCACGGCCAGCACCAGCAGCACCAGCAGCACCAGCACCGAGGCACGGCCACGCUGCCCAGGAACAUGGGCGUGCUGGGCAAGGCGCAGGAGGGCGUGACGCUGGGCGUGGUGGGGCCGGGCCCCAACGUGGUGCAGCCCAACGGGUGCGCCGGCCAGCCGCUGCACCACACGCUGCCGAGGCCGCCGCCGCCGCCACGCGUCAACAGCAGAGCCAGCGACCCCGGCGACCCGCAGAGGGACCUCCGGCUGCCCCAGGCCGCCCUCAGCGAGAUGCGGGUGUGAAGGCCGUGAAGGCCGU